Molecule: messenger RNA, 2619 nt
Organism: Lachancea lanzarotensis
Lineage: Eukaryota; Fungi; Ascomycota; Saccharomycetes; Saccharomycetales; Saccharomycetaceae
Gene: ATG1
Product: LALA0S01e12904g1_1
Exons: 1
Coding region: 1-2619 (872 amino acids)
Biological process (GO): autophagosome organization; protein autophosphorylation; autophagy
Cellular component (GO): cytoplasm; autophagosome
Molecular function (GO): ATP binding; protein serine/threonine kinase activity
Source: RefSeq, a predicted model, not a curated record
AUGAGCGUGAGUAGCAGCACCUAUGAGGAAGAGAACACAACGCCUAAUGUGAUAGCACAGAAGUAUAUCGUGGAGCAGGAAAUCGGUAAGGGGUCGUUCGCCACCGUUUAUAAGGGCCGUCUGGCUUCGAAAGGCGUGGAUAGCAAGGACUUUGUGGCCAUCAAAGCGGUGUCGAGGUCGAAGUUGAAAAAUAAGAAGCUGCUGGAAAACCUGGAAAUCGAAAUUGCAAUUUUGAAGAAGAUCAAGCACCCGCAUAUCGUAGGACUCAUGGAUUGUGAACGCACAAGCUCUGAUUUCUUUCUUAUCAUGGAGUACUGCGCGCUAGGCGACCUUACUUUUUUCAUCAAAAAGCGUAGAGCGCUCAUCGAAAAGCACCCUUUGGUACGAACGAUGUUGGAAAAAUAUCCUCCUCCCAGCGAGUCACACAACGGUCUUAAUAGAGUCCUGGUGGUCAACUAUUUGCAGCAGCUUUCAUCUGCGCUUUCGUUCCUAAGGUCAAAAAAUCUCGUUCACCGAGACAUCAAGCCUCAAAACCUACUGCUGUCAACGCCGCUUGUUAACUACCACGAUCCUGAAACGUUUCACAAACUUGGGUUUGUUGGAAUCUAUAACCUCCCGAUAUUAAAGAUUGCCGAUUUCGGCUUUGCUAGGUUUUUGCCUAAUACCUCACUCGCCGAAACCCUAUGUGGUUCUCCGCUCUAUAUGGCUCCAGAGAUCCUGAAUUACCAGAAGUACAAUGCUAAAGCUGAUCUUUGGUCUGUCGGCACUGUACUUUAUGAAAUGUGUUGCGGCAAACCUCCUUUCAAAGCCUCUAAUCACCUUGAGCUAUUCAAAAAGAUAAAGAAGGCGAACGAUGUGAUUUCGUUUCCUUCUUAUUGCAAACUGGAACCUGAAAUGUGCGAACUUAUAUGUGGACUUUUAACUUUUGAUCCUGCCCAGAGAAUGGGAUUCAGCGAGUUUUUCAGCCAUGCAAUUGUAAAUGAAGAUCUGUCCAAAUAUGAGAAAGAAGUGAUUCCUGAUCUCGACGACAAGUCCAAGGACGUUGCUGGCAGCAACAUGUUCAUUUCCGAAUAUUUGGCGCGACCAGAUGAGAAACGAAAGGCCAUGACGCCCCUUAAUGAAGAAGCAGUGUCAUAUUCCGACCCUUCUAAACCUGAUUCUUCACAAACGAUACCUGUCGUGAGAGGCAGUCGCAGCAAGGAUGAAAACACGAUCACAAAUGCGCUGGAAAACUCAAUUACACGUCCGGACACAUCUAUCGAGAAGGAAUACGUUAUGGUGGAGAAGAAGAGCGUGGAGGUGAAUGCCUUAGCAGAUGAAUUUGCUCAUUUAGGUUCUCGUGAAGACACUCUGCAUGAAAAACGCGCCUCAUCGAAAAACACACUACAACAACAAACGGUUCCUAUUCAGCCCACCUCAAUGAGGAAAACGUCUUCAGGUAGUGGAACUACCGCUAGACGGCCAUCUCUCGUUGAAAGACGGCUUUCAAUUUCUUCUUUAAGCCCAUCAAACGCGCUCACUAAAGCUUUAGGAAUUGCUUCUACUCGCCUCUUUGGCAAUCAGCAGUCAACAGGCCUCUCAGUUUCUCCCAAUUCAGGUGCUCAACCCCUUCUUACGCGCCAGGCAUUUCAUGAACUUACCGAAAACAUAAUAUUGUCAGCGGAUCACCAAGUGACUUUUUCCAAGAAAAACGAAAAUCGGUCUGAUUCAGAGAUGAUAGCUUUAUUAGAGUCGUUGGCCGCCAAAGCUUUCGUGAUUCACUCUUUUGCCGAGGUCAAAUUUUCACAGAUCGUACCACUUCCACCAUCCUCAUUGGGCGAUCCCUUUGGUAAAAGACUCAGUAGUGGUAGUUGUGCUAUCGAGGAAGAGGAGCAGUCUCCUGAUUAUUCAAAUGGGCGAAGCUCAAGCAAAAGAACUGGUUCGGACGAAAGUACUGAGCAGUGGGGGAAGCGUAACUCUAGCCAAAAUUCACACCCCGAUAUAACGUCCAAUGACAUGUUAGCUUGGGAGAUGCAGCAACUCUGUACCGAGGCUAUUCUGCUGUACAUGAAAGCGUUAUCUACGCUGGCAAGAGCAAUGCAAGCUACUUCUUCAUGGUGGUAUCGGUCCCAGGAGAAAAGCUGUUCACUCAAGCUGAACCUACUUGUACAGUGGCUACGUGAUAAAUUCAAUGAGUGCCUGGAGAGGGCAGAGUUCCUAAGGCUCAAGUUAGUGUCCACAGGCGCGUACCAACCCAAUGAUUCGACGAUCGAUUUGUCAAGGCUUGACGAGCUAAGAACUAGUGCCACUAAGGCAUUUGAAGCAGAAGCAGAUAGGGAGCCAGUGUUUUUGGAGAAGCUAAUCUAUGAUAGAGCGCUAGAAAUCUCUAAAACGGCCGCUAAAUUUGAAAUGCAAGGAGAGUACCUGAACAACUGCGAGAUAGCAUACGCAACGUCCCUUUGGAUGCUAGAAGCGGUUUUGGAAAAGGACGUUGCUGAGGAUGGCCUUGAUGAUUUUGGCUUCCAUACGACAGAUGCUUUAGACGAAGGAGACAUAUCGAUGAUCAAGAAAUAUAUCGACAGUAUAGCCAAUAGGCUGAAGAUUCUUCGCAGUAAGAUGCGAAACCUCAAUUCGAAAUGA